CGUAAAAUAUUAACUCUACCUUUCAAGCAUAUAUCAACUCUAUUUUCCCCUCAAAUCAAAUCCCUCCCAAUAGAAAAGCGCGUCAAACGUCUAAACCGGCAAAUAUGACAUCACAAGCAAGAAGCCGAGGCUGAGCCGCGGCUGAGCUACCCCACAGCCGCCAUACACGCUCGCACGACCAUAGUUGCUCGAACAAGUCGGACGGUUUUGUAGAAAACGAAAUCAAGCAAUGUGAAAUAAACAGCCGUCUGUUUUCUCACAUCUCACUGCCCUCUGCUAUCAUCAGCACGUUGAGCCCGUUCCAAGGUUCAAUUGCCACCGCUUGUUCAGCUGCGAAGCAAGGGAGCGAGGCAGACACCUUUAAGCUCCGACGGGAUAGGAUGAUUUCGAGUCUCCAGGGUCGGCGGCCACAGGUCCCGCAACAACAAAUUCCCCCACCGAUGAACCAGCAGCCGAAUCGUCCCAUGGGAGUGAUGCCACAGCAAAUACGACCGCAGUAUGACGCUGCGUCUCAACAUCCGGUGUUCUUCACGUCGAGGAUGGUGAAGUUGCCGAAUGGGGUUGCGGGGGCGGGAGCGAGCCCAGUGGCAAUGGGAUACCAGUUUGAGGAGGGGAGGAAGGAUGGUGGCGUGAUUGGAGGGAAGCAGAAGUUAUAAAUGACAAAAUGAUGGCAAUUUUUUUUGGGAGUCGACGUGAGAGAUAGCGAGCGUUUCAUGACUACGACAAGCCGAAGUAACGAUGAUAUGGGUUUCUGGCUUGAGGCCUGGAUGAAAUAUUUCCAAUGAAGGGGAGGUAUGGCUGUGUAUAAACUGAGACCAGCGGAUAGAUAUUGUAGGUGAAAGAAUAUAUUCAUAAUAUAUAAUCUGG
Molecule: messenger RNA, 867 nt
Organism: Pseudogymnoascus verrucosus
Lineage: Eukaryota; Fungi; Ascomycota; Leotiomycetes; Thelebolales; Thelebolaceae
Exons: 2
Coding region: 381-656 (91 amino acids)
Source: RefSeq, a predicted model, not a curated record